Molecule: messenger RNA, 2883 nt
Organism: Ciona intestinalis (vase tunicate)
Lineage: Eukaryota; Metazoa; Chordata; Ascidiacea; Phlebobranchia; Cionidae
Source: RefSeq, a predicted model, not a curated record
UGUUUUUUGUUUUAUUUUAUAGUUAAUAGUUUUAAAACCUGCAGGGGUCUUUAUGGUACUGUACUGUAAGUAGUUUUAUUAUUCCAUGCUUUUAAUGAGCGAAAAUCGUUGUAUCUCGAUUAAAUGGGAUGAGAUAAGUGAUCGGAAACUUACUCUGCAACAAUGAGCAUGCCCGGACUUUCUCUGGAGAAGGAUCAGGCUUUCCACAGAAAGUCUGUGCAUAAGUUACAGGCACAGCGUAGAUCUCAAAGCUCGUCGAACUUUAACAAAGAUGGAAAAAAAGAGCUGACACCGUUACCACUAAUAAAAGAUGCUGUUCCACCAGAACAAAUGGAUUUGUUCAUGAAGAAACUGGACCAAUGCUCUGUGAUAUUUAACUUUAUGGAGACUAUAGAAGAUAUACAGGGAAAGGAAAUAAAGAGAGCUAGUUUAAAUGAAGUUGUGGAUUACAUCUCCUCUGCUCAGGGAUCUUUAUCAGAACCUGUGUAUGCUCCUAUCAUAAACAUGAUCUCAAUUAACAUAUUCCGCACACUGCCACCAAGUGACAGUGUUGAAUUUGACCCUGAAGAUGACGAUCCAACAUUAGAAGCAUCAUGGCCACAUCUUCAGCUUGUGUACGAAUUCUUCCUACGAGUAAUGGAGUCACCCGACUUCCAACCUUCAAUUGCAAAGAAACAUAUCGAUCAAAAGUUUGUUCUGCAUUUGCUGGAACUGUUUGCAAGUGAAGACCCUCGCGAACGAGAUUUCCUCAAAACAGUUCUGCAUCGAAUUUACGGAAAGUUUCUUGGUUUACGAGCAUUUAUUCGUCGCCACAUGAACAACAUUUUUCUCACGUUUAUUUACGAGACCGAACAAUUUGCUGGGAUACCUGAGCUCCUUGAAAUACUGGGAAGCAUUAUCAAUGGUUUUGCGUUACCUCUCAAGUCAGAACAUCGUCAGUUCCUCAUGAAGGUUCUCAUACCUCUACAUAAAACAAGAGCAUUAGCAAUGUUCCACGCUCAACUAGCCUAUUGCAUUGUUCAGUUUCUGGAGAAAGAUUCCACACUUACAAGACAGGUUCUGCAGGGAAUACUAAAGUACUGGCCACAGACAUGCAGCUCAAAAGAAGUUAUGUUUCUCGGUGAACUUGAAGAAAUACUUGACGUAAUCGAACCUGCUCAAUUCGCGCAAGUGUUGCCAGAUAUUUUCAACCAGCUUGCCAAAUGUGUUUCAAGUCCCCACUUUCAGGUCGCAGAGAGAGCUCUCUACUUUUGGAACAACGAAUAUAUCUUGAGUUUAAUCGAGGAGAACUCAGUCUCCAUUCUCCCGCUUAUGUUCCCAAGUCUAUAUCAAAUUUCAAAAGAACAUUGGAACCAGACAAUCGUAGCCUUGGUAUAUAACGUCCUAAAGACCUUUAUGGAAAUGAACAGCCAGCUGUUUGAAUCGCUCACCGCAUCUUACAAAGCUGAACGACAAAAGGAGGUUAAAAAGCAGAAAGAGCGAGACGAACUCUGGAAGAAAUUGGACGACCUCUGCGUUAAGAAGAAACGCAUUUAGGCGAUUUCCCUGCGUCUAGAUAAUUCAAUUUUGCACAUUGAUGCGAGAACACCGUUCGGUGUUUUCCCCAUGCUUACCGAACGCGCACUUCUGUGAGGCGUGACAGAGCACUUGCUCAUGACGUCACGUUUACGUCAUCUUUUCAUGACGUAAUUUCCCGACAGUCAAUUCGACGGUGCAUGUUAUUGUAAUGCAUCGCUGGAUAAUAAGGCUUGUGAGAAUUCGAAUCACUUGUAUAAUAUUUUUAAUUUUCCAUAUAUAUCCAUGUUCCUACUUUUAUUUGAUCGGCUCCUCCAGCCACGCAUAGAAAUUAGUUUCAAACGUCGGUUUCAUCGGCGCAUUUUUGUAAAUACUUUCCGCCACUGUCUGUUCAGCCGAUUUUCGCAUCUUCUCCACGACCGAUGCAACCCGCUGCUUGUGACGUCAUAAACAACCUCAGCAACGUCACAAUCCACCUCAACAAAAUAAAACCAGUAUUUUCAAAGCUAUUGCUCAACCAAAACCUCUCCCAUACAGUGUCGCGAAUCUUGACACCCCAGCCGGGCUUUGAACACUGUGCUCAUUUGAUUCUCCGGUCGCCGAACAACUAAGUUCCAACCAAACGAGCACUUGUGUUAUUCCAACUUUUUUGUGCCAUUUUGCUUAUGACAGCGUUCUUGAUUACACAGCUACGCGCAUAUUUUAAAAAGAUAUAUCGACAGCAUCAUUUUAGCUUUCGGAUCCAUUCCUUUAUUUUAAGCAAUGAAUUUUCAACAUUAGAAAAAAUACAUACGUGAUUUUAUAUUCACUUAAGCAAUGAAUUUAAUUUUCAACAUUAGGAAAAUACAUGUGAUUUUAUUUAUACCGAACAUCAGAAACUGCGCGUAUCCAACAGUAGCUCCCCAUGGAGUGCGACAAAUCAGUUCAAUCCUUUUUUUAAACAAUAUAACGGCAAAUCUUAUUUCGCUUUUGGGGCCAAGUGAAAAAUUGCUCUUCGUACUUUUGAUCAUUUUGGCCAUUUUUUGCGACUUAUAAUUCAUUUAAUCGCGCUUUAAAAGUGAUUUUAGAAAGGCGUGUUUUGGGUGCACGUCGCUCCUAACUGCUGCGAAUUUUUGCAACCAUAUUUUCUAUUUCACGACGUUGCUCGUUUAACAUAGUAUUCGACUUGAUCCAUAAAGGUGUGAAUUUAUAGUCGCCCAAUUUUACAGAGGUGAACUAUAUAGCCCAAUAUAUGUGUAUAACUGUAUGUAUUGCUGUUAUAGUUUAUUAACAGCACUACUUCCUAUGUCAAGUUUAAUAUAUGUCUCGCCCGUCAAGUUUGCUGUUUGAUUUCGUAUUUUAAAACAAUAAACACAGGGCGUCAUGUAA